This is a messenger RNA of Aspergillus puulaauensis, 1671 nucleotides long. RefSeq names its product putative alanine aminotransferase. Gene Ontology annotation, biological process: biosynthetic process. The transcript has 3 exons. Lineage: Eukaryota; Fungi; Ascomycota; Eurotiomycetes; Eurotiales; Aspergillaceae. Gene Ontology annotation, molecular function: pyridoxal phosphate binding; L-alanine:2-oxoglutarate transaminase activity. The coding region runs from base 1 to 1671 and encodes 556 amino acids. The record is from RefSeq and is a predicted model, not a curated record.
AUGGCCUGGCAAGGAAGGGCAUCCCAUAUGCGGACGUCGCUGCGGCGGGCAGCGAUUUCCCGGCCGAGUGAUAUUUGGUUCGCGCGGGGACAGAGUGUUAUCUCUCAGCCUCGUUCGUUCUCUAGAAUAACGUUAGCCGCGGGAAGAUCGAAUGUGCUGUCGGACUUCACGAUGACCAAAACGCCCGUAAUUCCCAGUGCUUCACAGCGUGCUCUGUCAACAGCCGCCAUCCGUUGCUUGACCCCGGACAACAUCAACUCCAACGUCAAGGCCGCCAAGUAUGCCGUUCGUGGUGAACUCGCCGUCAAAGCGGAGGAAUACCGGGUGAAUCUGGGACAGGGAGACAAAUCACUGCCGUUCGACAGUGUCAUUUUCGCCAACAUUGGCAACCCGCAGCAGCUCGACCAAAAGCCCAUCACUUUCUUCCGUCAAGUCCUCAGUCUUCUCGAAAACCCGUUGCUACUGAAGAACAAGGACGCCCUUCGUACGUCCUUCGGCUACCAGGAUGAUGUUAUUGAGCGGGCCGAGAAGCUUCUUGCCGAAGUCCAGAGCGUGGGCGCAUACAGUCACAGCCAGGGUGCCCCGCUUAUCCGUGAGAGUGUGGCCAAAUUCAUCGAAGAGCGCGAUGGAUUCCCUGCCGACCCUCAAUCACUCUUCCUCACCGGUGGUGCCUCGUCUGGAGUCAAUACCCUCCUGAACGUUAUUUGCAACGGCCCGGAUGCUGGCGUUCUUGUCCCGAUUCCCCAAUACCCUCUGUACACCGCCACCCUAUCUCUCUUGAAUGCGCGGUGUGUACCUUACCACUUGGAAGAGCAGAAGGCUUGGGGUACCGACAUUGGUACCAUCAAGAAAUCUUUAGAGCAGGCCAAGGCUGCUGGCACAGAUGUCCGCGCUAUCGUAGUCAUCAAUCCCGGUAACCCAACAGGCGCUUCUUUGAGUCCCGACGACAUCAAGAGUGUCCUUGACAUUGCUGCGGAGGAAAAGCUUGUGGUUAUUGCCGAUGAGGUAUACCAAACAAACGUGUUCAUUGGAGAAUUCACAUCAUUCAAGAAGAGACUCAGGGAGCUGCAGCAGGAGGUGUCCGGCAAGUACGACAAUGUCGAGCUGGUUUCCCUCCACAGUGUAUCUAAGGGCAUGGUGGGCGAAUGUGGUCAUCGUGGUGGUUUCUUCGAGCUGGUCGGAUUUGAUCCUUUGGUUACUGCCCAGAUCUACAAGUUCAUCAGUAUCAUGCUCUGCCCUCCUGUCAUUGGGCAGUGUCUGGUUGAACUUAUGGUGAACCCUCCUAAGGAGGGUGAGCCCAGCCAUGCGCUGUAUCAGAAGGAGUACAACGGCAUCCGCGACGGACUGCGCCAGCGUGCCUUUGCCCUGUACGAGGCCUUCCAGCGGAUGGAGGGUGUUGAAUGCCAAGAACCCCAGGGUGCUAUGUACUUGUUCCCCACUAUCACAUUACCUCCCAAGGCCAUCGAAGCUGCUGCCGCGGAGAACCGCGCUGCAGACGAAUUCUACUGCCUUCGUCUCCUCGACGCCACCGGUGUUUGCGUCGUCCCAGGCUCUGGCUUCGGUCAGAAGGAGAACACGCUCCACUUCCGUACCACCUUCCUUGCACCAGGCACGGACUGGGUGGAGCGUAUCGUGAAAUUCCAUUCCGAAUUCAUGGCCACAUACAAAUAG